ACCACCAGGAUCGCUAAACUGACACUCAAGGAAGGCAAGACGCCAGAGAACCUACCUCAUCAGCUAAGGCUUCAGGGGGGUACGAUCCUCGUUGUCGUACCCGGGCGGGCGCCGUUAUGCCUGCGGUGCCGAAGGCAAGGACAUAUACGACGCGAUUGCCGUGUACCUCGGUGCGGGCAUUGCCGUGGCUUCGGACAUGUGGCCCAAGACUGUGCACGCACGUACGCGAGUGCUGUAAUCAGCCGAGCGAGCGACGAGGGAUGCGACCUCAUCAUGGAUGAAGCGGAAGCAGAGGAGGCCGCAACAUCGUCGACGCCAUUUGAAAGGGCACAGCAAGACAAGGCGACAGUCGAAGGUCAAGACAACAAGAGAGCGGAGGCGACAGUCCGAGACGAGAAGCGCACGGUGACGGCUCCUGAAGCCAACGAAAACGAGGGGCAGGCGACAACGCCUGGAAAACCUUCACCGGAUGAAGUGGCGGUGACGGCGAUGGGGAGCACCGGCACCGAGUCGGAAGCCAUCGAGUGUGAGCCAGCCAUGGAACUGGAUCCCUCAAAGGUGAAAGGGCGACUGGCCGACGAGUCUCCGGAAAACGGUGCACCGGUACAGCAGUGGUCUGAGGGGGAGUUUCAGCUGAUAGGUAAAAAAGGUCGCUACGUCAGCAAACUGCGGUCCUCGUCGCUGACCCGCGACGGGGGUCUGUCGCAGUGAGUAGUGACCCUGGUAUAAUAUGACGCAAAGGGUAACCGCCGGAAGCUGGGUCUGACACUAUAAAAAAAAAGGCACAACUAGCGUCUGGUCUGCGCAUAGGGACCCUUAACGUUAGGGGACUUGCGGCACGCCGCCGACAGUGCCAGCUGAGUCGCCUUCUCUUAGAGAAGGACCUAGACAUUUUGGCGGUUCAGGAGACGAAGGUUGAAAGUGAGAGUCAGACCGAGUUCCUGGUAAAACCGUUUACGUCGAGGUAUAAUGUCUGCGUCAGCCAUGCUGUAGGUAGAUCUGGAGGAUGUUGUCUGUUCUUGAGGAGAGCUGCUGGGCUCAUCGAAGAGAACGUUGUAUCGUGUGAAUCGGGAAGGCUUGUUCUCUGCGAUUUUGUUUUCCUAAAUCAAAAGUGGAGGGUUAUGUGCAUUUAUGCGCCAAACGUGGAGAGUGAGCGACGCGCCUUUUUUGAAUAUAUCGACAGAUUUGUAAUUAGUGACCGAUUUACGAUACUGCUGGGAGACUUUAAUUGUGUUUGUAUGCCAGAAGACCGGACAAAUCAAAGACGAAAUAGUGAUAGGUCUAGCGAAGUUUUAAAUCAGUUGAUUCAAGAUAAGGGGCUCGAAGACCUGGCACCCUGCAUAACACCGGGACAUCGGGUCCUUUACACGCACCACCAAGG
Ixodes scapularis (black-legged tick) is the source of this 1381-nucleotide messenger RNA. RefSeq lists its product as uncharacterized. The annotation marks the transcript as partial. Gene Ontology annotation, molecular function: zinc ion binding; nucleic acid binding. The record is from RefSeq and is a predicted model, not a curated record. Lineage: Eukaryota; Metazoa; Arthropoda; Arachnida; Ixodida; Ixodidae. The transcript has a single exon.